Molecule: messenger RNA, 1047 nt
Organism: Agrilus planipennis (emerald ash borer)
Lineage: Eukaryota; Metazoa; Arthropoda; Insecta; Coleoptera; Buprestidae
Gene: eIF4EHP
Product: eukaryotic translation initiation factor 4E type 2
Exons: 5
Coding region: 254-940 (228 amino acids)
Biological process (GO): translational initiation
Cellular component (GO): cytoplasm; eukaryotic translation initiation factor 4F complex
Molecular function (GO): translation initiation factor activity; RNA 7-methylguanosine cap binding
Source: RefSeq, a predicted model, not a curated record
UUUCCUGGCAUCCUGAUUCUGUGGGAAUAGUGUUAAAAAAGGAAGGAUUAGUAAUAGGUUAUAGUUAAAAUAACAACAAUAAUAAGUCAUCUGUUAGUCGAUGUUGUGCUUUUCCUGGUUUUUGUAGUUUGUUUAUAUUAAACAUUUAUAAAAGCAAUUCUAGGUUAAAGUUCCUGUAAAAAUAAGUUUUAUUAUUACAACCAUUUUAGUGAUAUUACUUAUUAAAUUAUUUAAUUACCAGCUAAUUAUAAAAAUGACCAAUAAGUUUGAUAUGCUUAAACAACAGCUAGAGAACUCAGAUCGAUCAGACAGUGGUAGUAGCGAAGAUGACGCUACAAAUAAUUCUGUUGAUUUAGGGCCAAUUGAGUAUCCUCCAGGCGAACACAAAUUGCAACACUCUUAUUGUUUAUGGUUUUCAAAACGGCCCCCUUUAGUUCGCAGUUCGCAACUUAGAGGAACAGAGGGAUACAGUCAAAUUCUUCGGUUAGUUGGUCAAAUUGGAACAGUAGAACAGUGGUGGGGUUUAUAUAGUCAUUUAGUGCGAUUACAAGAUCUCCCUCCACAUACUGACUUACACCUUUUUAAAAAAGGGAUACAGCCUAUGUGGGAAGAUUCAGCAAAUAUGCGUGGUGGCAAAUGGGUUAUAAGACUUAAAAAAGGAUAUGCACCUCGAGCCUGGGAAAAUCUUUGUAUGGCUAUGUUAGGAGAACAGUUUAUGGCAGGCAAUGAGAUAUGUGGUGUAGUAGUUUCUGUAAGAUAUCAAGAAGAUUUACUCAGUAUUUGGAAUCGAACAGCAUCUGAUCAAGCAACAACAGCCAGGAUUAGAGAUGCAUUAAAAAGACUUCUUAAUCUACCAAUGAAUGCCACCAUGGAAUACAAGUCACAUAAUGAAAGCCUAAAAGCAUCAAAAUCCAAUGCUCCUGUUCCAAUUAAAAGUUAGCAUAAUGUAUUCAGUAUUUGGCUUAUUAUUCAACCGUUGCCAUUGUUAUAUGCAUUGAAUUAUGUUUGAUGUAUACUUUAUAAUGUGAAUAAAAGUUGUAUAUUUUC